UGAGAUUAGUAAAGGAUCUACAUGAACUCCUCUGCUAUAAAGAAAGCAUCCAUCACUCCUUAUCCUCACCUUCCCCACCUUCUCUUCCUUUUCAAUCUACUCCAAGUCUUUCAGCUGUUAGUCUAGCCAGUGAGAUGUGGAGGGGACAGGAUCAUACUACAAGAGAAGAGUCUGAUGCUUCUUUUAUCAUUGGUCAAGCUAGAGCAGUCCACUCUGUACUAAGAGCUGUGUCUACCAAUGAACAAAGAAACAAGUCGUUUGUAAUAUAUCGUGAUCCAUUGGUCAGUGAGGCCAGAAGAGCUCGUGUUGUAUUGAUCAAACUGAAGGAAAGAGUCAGGAAAGUACUGGUUGAAUUACCGGAUUAUCCUCUUCUGAAACAAAUAUUAUUUGCUGUCGAUCAAGUUCUUUCUCUUGAUCUACUAAGUCCCUUAAUGAAGAUAUUGGCUGGACUUGAAAAUGUUUUGAAAAAAUCACAAGAUUGGGAAGGAUAUGCUUGCUCUAGACUAUCUAUCUCCACUCAGCUCUCAGCUCUCACUGAACUUGUAUUAGAAUGGAGACGACUAGAACUCAAUUCUUGGUCUAAUCUCCUAAGCAUGUGUAAAGAUGAUUUCAUUAGUCAGAGCUGCAAGUGGUGGUUUUAUCUGUAUGGCCUCAUAAAUGAAGAGAGUCUCUCAGAAUCUGAUGCUGUUACAUUGUUGCAGUCAUUCAUUGAGUCCAGCUCUAUUGGUGAUUAUACUAACAGGCUGAGAAUGAUUGAGAGCUUUGGUCUACAAUUGGAAGAAGAUAACUCAUCAUUGAGUCAUGUACUGUCUAAUGUACAUACGUACUAUAUUCAAUUUGAGGAAUCUGUCAAUGACAAUAUUAACCAGCUUUCUGAGCCAAUAGAAACUGGACUAAAAGAUUAUUUGAAGAUACUAAGAUGGAAAGAUGGGAACUAUUGGUCCAUAAAACAGCAAAGCGAGAGGAGUCAUGCCACACUCUCAAAACACAUAAAGCAAUAUAAAGAUGUUCUCUCACAACCAGUCAAACCAGUUUUAACAACCGGUAGCAUCAAAGAGAAAUCUCAUUCUAGUGAAGGUGAUUCUGUGCUUGAAGGUUAUGUAUCACAUCUUAAGAGUAGGGAUGAGACAGUUGCUACAUUUAAUGGAGAGUUUAAUUUUGCUCUAAGAUUAAGUGAAGGAGACUCCUCACUGAGUGGCACUGAUGCUUACAAUAGGCUGAGGCAGUUAUUGAACAGAUAUAAGAGGAACCAGUUACUCUUACAAUGGACUGAACAGUUGGAUGAGUUCACUGGGUCUGUCAUUAGCGACUAUCACUCACUACAAUCCAAUGACAUUCCUUCAAAAUUGAGUAAGGAAGAGAGAGAGGCAGCUAUUAAGCUUCUACUUAUGAAAAGGAAAAGAGCAUUCACUGAUCUUUUUAAGACCUUGAAGUCAAUGGGUUUGUCUUAUAGAAAAGGUGAAGAAUUGUCAGAUCAAAACCUUCAGCUCCUAUCCCUCACUUCUCCAUCUCUUAUUAAAGAAGCACUUGACACUACACUCAUUAAUGAUUGCAACUUGUAUUUCUUUCGUUGUGUAUUAAGAUCUGCCGCACUCAAUUCUGCAUUAGCAACACCAUCAAAAGAAUUGAGUGUGAUACAUGUAUUGUGGAUUAGAGGCUACUGUGUUCAGUUAAUGGAUGCAUUGUGUGUGCAAAGAGAAACGCUAUAUAAAGGACAAAAAGAACUCCUUUUAUUCAAUCAUUUAUUAGAAAGGUUAAGAGUUUCUUCAGAUUGUGUAGCUGUUUCACUUACUGAGUAUAAGAAAUGGCUGAUUUGUCUUUGUGAUUGCUUGCAACAAUGCGUUGAAGGAAUCAGUGCCUGUCAAGAGAUAUCUGAGAUGAUUCCAGACGCCAUUGAUGUCUCUCUUACUCCUCUACCUCCCUCAUCCCUCCCUCCUCUAUUGACUGAGCCUAUUAUUAUGAAGAAAGAAGGAGAGAAGCUCUCGGAAUGGAGCAAAGUGUUAAAGGAUAAGCUCCAAACUGCAAUUGAGUACACUAAGAGUAUGAAGAGAAAUGGGUUUUAUUUUAUCACAAGAAAUGAGCUCUUAUUCCUCACUAAUGGAUACACACUACUGCAAGAGUUUGUAGCAGACCCAGUCAACCAGUACUUGAAUGCUACACUAGGAAAACAUAAUGACAGCUUUGAUUCUUUGUGUUUUAUGAAACGCCUACAAAGCAAAGUUUCACUGAAAUGCCAGGAAUUUAGUACUUGGACUGCUGACGUUGUAGGAUCGACCAAUCAGAUUGCUCCAGUCACAUGUGAUUACGAGUCAAUGCUCAAGCCUUUAUUGCUUGGUGUUCAGCAUGUGAUGGAAAAAGAGAAAGUUAUGAAGGGAAAAAGUGAAGAGGAUGAGGAUGGGCUUCCUGUUUAUAAACUCCUUUGUGAUUUCUCCUCAAGUAAUUUAAAAGAAAUCAACACCAAUGAAGUUAUAAACUGUUUGAUUACAAUACUUGAAAGUGGUUCUGCUCCAUGCAGUAGUGAAGUUUUAAUUCCAUUUAUGGAGAAGUAUCACUCCUUACUUGAAAGAGUUUGUUAUGAACAUGCAUUGGUACACAGGAUUCUAUCAAAGAUGACCUCUUGUCUAUUGGAGAUAUACACCAAUGUACUAAUAAAGGGUUUUUGUGUGCCCCCUGAACUAAUGGAGGAUACUAAAGGAGGAGAAGAAUUCGUCGAUCAAGAAGCUGGUGGUUUUGAUGAAGGAGAAGGAGCUAAUGAUGUCAGUGAGAAUAUUGACAAGAAUAAUCUGGUAAGUGAACAGUGUUGCUAUCAAAAGUAG
Amphimedon queenslandica is the source of this 2816-nucleotide messenger RNA. Its product is annotated as midasin-like. The transcript has 18 exons. The record is from RefSeq and is a predicted model, not a curated record. Lineage: Eukaryota; Metazoa; Porifera; Demospongiae; Haplosclerida; Niphatidae. The coding region runs from base 135 to 2816 and encodes 893 amino acids. Gene Ontology annotation, biological process: ribosomal large subunit export from nucleus; ribosomal large subunit assembly. Gene Ontology annotation, cellular component: preribosome, large subunit precursor; nucleus.